Trichoplax adhaerens is the source of this 573-nucleotide messenger RNA. RefSeq lists its product as uncharacterized. The record is from RefSeq and is a predicted model, not a curated record. Bases 1 to 573 code for a protein of 190 amino acids. The transcript is spliced from 3 exons. Lineage: Eukaryota; Metazoa; Placozoa; Uniplacotomia; Trichoplacea; Trichoplacidae.
AUGGAUCGCUGUUGGCUGUAUGCGCGAUCGAUACUUGGAUGGACAACAUGCCGGUCGACAAAAGAAUGUCCACUUUAUUUGCAAGGAGUUUAUGACUCAUCCAGUCAGCAUGGACUACUAGAUCAACAUGGACAUGAUGAUGAGAAAAGGAUCAAAGCUGCCUUUUGCCCUUUGCGUUGGUGUGAUUUAGGGCGCAUUCUGCAUACCAUGGCAGUGGUGGCUAUGUUGACAGGACAGUUGCAUUCCGUGAAGGCAUCAAUCAAAGCAUACUACAGUCUGCAGACGGAUCUAUCCCGUUGGAAAUAUCCACAAGCAGAUGUUUCAGCGAAAGCCAAAGAGAGAAAAUGCUUUCUGACAUUGAUCGAUCGAUGUUGUUGGUGCUGGGAGAAAAUUCAACAUGCCUCUUGGGUCCAAAAACAGAAUCAAGGAUUACAACACGCUAAAUUAGUUUGGUCAUCGUUCUCAUCUCAACAGGCUAUCAGAGGCGUGCCUGUACAGCCGUGGUCCACAUUGGCAAAUGUCCUGACCGAAAGGCACCUGAAAGAACUUCCAACUACAACUACGGCCUAUUAG